CGGCUGUGUACCACCUCCGGCUUCCUCAUCACGCCGGCGCUCAUCUGAUUCUAGGGUUUUUUUUACUUUGAAGUUUGGGUUUUAAGUUAUUCCGAUUUGAAAGCUUCGAUUUUGGAGUCUGUUGAUGCAAUUUUCUUGAAUUUGAAGGAAAUGGAGCCGUUUGAUGGGUUACGGAGUUGUGGGGGUACGCACAAGGUGGUCUAGUAGUUGUGGAGUAAUUAGGGUUUCACAGGUUCCUCCAAAAUUGGGAGCAUUUUCCAAGUGAAUUUGUGUGGGUUUGGGAGGUUGAAGUGGAAAUUUAGUGUAUUGGGGGAAGAUUUGUAGAAUUUUUUUAACUGGGAAAUUUAGGGUUUUCUCUGAUAGAUCUGUAAAUUUGUUGAAUUUGAUUUGUUUUGAGGUCCUGGUGGUGAAAUUUUUGGUUAAGAAGUUUGAGUUGUAUCUGGGUAGGGGAAAUUUGAAGUGUUUCUUGUUGUUGAGUAAGGGAGGGUGUUUAAUUAAGCUUUAUUUAUACGGGCUAUUUAGUGUUUACGUUUAUUUUCCCGACGGAGGGGAAUGCUGUUGUCUAGAACCUAGGGUUGGGUUCUGGUUUUGGGAGAAAAAUGUUCUACUCGCAGUUUAUUUUGGCCAAGAAAGGCCCCUUGGGAACGAUAUGGAUAGCAGCACAUCUGGAGAGGAAGCUCCGCAAGAACCAGGUCGCUGAUACUGAUAUUGGGGUCUCUGUAGAUUCAAUUCUAUUUCCUGAAGUACCUAUUGCCCUCCGGUUGUCUAGCCAUCUUCUCCUCGGUGUGGUGAGGAUAUAUUCUAGAAAGGUGAAUUACCUCUUUGAUGAUUGCAGUGAGGCUUUGUUGAAGGUAAAGCAGGCUUUUCGUUCUGCUACAGUUGAUUUACCACCAGAAGAAUCUACUGCACCAUAUCAUUCCAUUACGUUGCCAGAGACUUUUGAUCUUGAUGACUUUGAACUACCAGACAAUGAAAUCUUUCAGGGUAACUAUGUUGAUCACCAUGUUAGUUCAAGAGAGCAGAUUACACUUCAAGAUACCAUGGAUGGUGUGGUCUACUCCACUUCACAAUUUGGACUGGAUGAGCGGUUUGGAGAUGGUGACACGUCCCAUAUUGGUUUGGAUCUUGAUGAGGAGCUCUUCUUGGAUAAGGAUGCUGCUCCGGGGGAUAAUGGAGUUUCAAAGACUGACCCUCAAGGUUCAGAUGAAACAUUGACAAUAAUAAAAAAAGAUGCUAGUAAUUCAGAAGCUAUGCUAGUUGAUGAUGAUGAUGGAGAUCAGAUUGAAGAUCCACGUGCAAAUAAUGAAUUCUUUGAGUAUGCUCAGGCUCCAGCUACACCUGGAGUGGUGGAACUGCCUAACUUGUCCAGUGUUCAAGAGGCACUUGCUUGCGAUGAUUGUAUUGGACCAGAAGAUCAGGAUGUAACACAAUCAGCUGCUGCAGAGUGUGGAGAAAACAUUUCCAAUAAAAUGAAUCUUCAACCUAUGGAUAAAAAUAUAGUGUCUGGGUCUGUACAAAAUGAUUUAAAUCACGGUUUUGUUGUUAGCACAGCUCCUGAGAAUGGCUGCCAUUCUGGUGACGUGGAAAAAGAACUAAGAAAAUCACUAGAAAAUACAGAAUCUAAUGCCAUGUAUGAAGCAGAUGCUACCCUUGGUGGACAAGAUGGUCUUAAUCGGAUUGAAAGUAAUGGUGGUGUGAAAUCUUUAGAUAGAACUGAUGGUGAUUAUGCUGAGUCUCCUAGCUGCUCUAAUGUCACAUAUGAUACAGAAGAUGCAGGUCGACGGAUGACCUCAAAUAGCAACUUUGUGCCUGUAUCAGAUGGCUAUUUGAAGAAUGAUCAGGCUACUGUUGAGCAAAGUGAUCAUCAUGAUCCUGAAACCACUAAAAACUCAAAUGUUGUUGAUGAUGAAGUUCAGGCUUGUCUGAAACCAAAGAAUUAUGUUCAGGAAGAAGUCUCAUCUGCUUGUAUGCAUGUUCUUCAGCCAUGUACUUCACUCCAGGCGCAACCUGAUAUGUCCUCUUUUGGAGGAGAGCAUUUAGAAGUUCUUCCAAAUGUGCAAUCUGAAGUUGCAGGGCAAGGUGAACGCUGCCAAAAUGAGGUGCCAGAACAUGUUCCAGGCGAGGAGAUCCUGAGAGAUGGUGGAAAUUCUGGUGAACAACCACACAAUUUGAUAUCAUGUGAUAAUCAAUUAGAAAAUUCAAAUGAUCGUGGGACUUUUGAAGCACCUGCACCUGAGAAGUUGCUCUCUGUACCGGAGGGGCUAAUUGAUGAGCCUACUAAUUUGCUAGUUGAGUCUACACCAGAUAAGGAGAUCUUAGGGGGGACUGCUGGAAUUGAUGCCAGGACAAGACUUUUUUCAGGAAGAAAACGAAAUUACACAGAAAGUACACUAACUGUGGAGAGUAUAAACUCAGUUGAAUCAUUUGGACAGACUCGAACCAAGAAAACUGCAGAUUCCAUUCCUGAUGAUGAUGAUUUACUCUCUUCUAUUUUAGUUGGAAGAAAAUCUUCAGUUUGGAAAAUGAAACCCACUCCUGCAUUUGAAGUUGCUUCUGCAAAACGUGCUCGGUCUGCACCUCGUCCCACUGCAUCAAAGAGGAAGGUGCUUAUGGAUGAUACCAUGGUCUUGCAUGGCGAUACCAUACGUCAGCAGUUGACUAGCACGGAAGACAUACGUCGUGUACGAAAGAAAGCGCCUUGCACACGUCCUGAGAUUUUAAUUAUUCAGAGGCAAUUUUUGGAUGAUGAAAUCUUCAGAGAACCUAUAUUUACUGGUAUGUCAGCAGAACUAGGAUCUCUGCACAGUGAAACAUAUGAUCUGAGUGGAACCAGGAUUUCUGAAGUUGAUGAAAAUCACACUUCUCCUGAAGUAGCCAAGGAUGCAGCAUGCUCUGUUAGGCCUGAAGUUGCCAUUGAAAGUGGUAUUGAAGAAAUGGUUCAUGGAGAUGACAUUGAAGCACCUGUUGGGACUCCUCAGACUGAAAGCCAGCAAAGGAUGCAGCAUACUGAUGCUGCUGCUGAUGUAUCUGAAUCUUUACAUUGUGAACCUCUAAAUGAGAUGGUUGAGAUGGAAAUUGAUAAAGGAACUGUUGCUGAUGCAGCAAAUCUUUUUGUUAACGAUUGGUUUGAGCUGUCAUCCCCUGUUGAUCCUAAUCAAAGAAUGAGUACGCAACCUGUUGAGGAGGAUGCUUCUCUAGUUGAUAUAGGCAGUUGCAGAGGAGCUGAUGGUAAUGAAGUUUUGAUAUGUGAUGGUGAAAACAUUGUUGCUGUUGAAUCUGAAGCAAAAGGAAGAGACGAGUCUUUGGCUGAAGACGGUAAAGCUAGCACAUCAGUUGAAAUCAAUACAGAAACUCAGCCAGACUGUUCUGUGCCUGUUGAAAAUGGAAGUGACUCUCUUGCAACUUAUGUGGAAUCUGGAGGAUUUCUUAAUGAUAACCAAGCUGCAGAUGAAGUUAGAACGAAUAGAAUGGGUGAAUUGAAUGAGGAUUUACUUAAGGAUGCAGAUACUGGGCUUUAUGGCAAGGAUCUAACCCAUAUGUGUAGUGAAGAACCUAAAAUGGAUUCUAUGUCCAUGGAACUUGAUACUGGCAUCAGAAGUUUAUCAAAUGGAGAAAAACCAGCCACUCAUGAAGUUGAUGCUGUGGAUGCAGAAAUCGCUACUGAGGACCACUGUCCUGUGGAUAAUCAGGAAUCUGGGAACAUCACAAUUGCAAAUGACACAGAGUUUUUGAAUGUAGAUGAUGAGGUAGGUGAAGAAGACGAAGAGGGCAUGCCUUAUGGGGAAGAAAACAGUAUUCUUGAUAAUAGUGGCUGGUCUGCUCGUACCAGGGCUGUUGCCAAGUACUUGCAGAACUUGUUUGACAACGAAGCUGUACAUGGAAGAAAGGUUCUUGCCAUGGACAAUCUAUUGGCUGGCAAAACUCGAAAAGAAGCAGCAAGAAUGUUUUUUGAGACAUUGGUUCUCAAGACUAAAGAUUACAUCCAUGUGGAACAGCCAAGACCCCUUGACAACAUUGGCAUAAAGGCCCGAGCGAAGCUCAUGAAAUCAGAUUUCUGAUCCUCCCUCAUAGAAAGGCAGACGAUAUAGAUGAAAAGAUCCAUGUAGUUGUAGUUUGGCUGAUGCUUGGCCCAUAGUACCAAUUGUAUUUUUCUCAAAAUUACUUUUUGUUAGUUCAUGUAAUUGGUAGUAGCUUAACAUUUCAUUUUGAUUGUAGCAUAGAUACAUAAGGUGGAUCGUAAUUAUAUGUAUAUAUCUGUAAAAUGUAUCAAAUCAGCAAUUGAGAUUGCUAAUUUAUUUUUUCUAAUUUAUUUCAUCCUGCGUUUCGACUAAUAAAUCCAGGGAUGGGAA
This is a messenger RNA of Rubroshorea leprosula, 4349 nucleotides long. Lineage: Eukaryota; Viridiplantae; Streptophyta; Magnoliopsida; Malvales; Dipterocarpaceae. The record is from the annotation of a GenBank genome assembly.